This is a messenger RNA of Coccomyxa subellipsoidea C-169, 195 nucleotides long. RefSeq names its product ATP-dependent Clp protease adaptor protein ClpS. The transcript has 2 exons. The record is from RefSeq and is a predicted model, not a curated record. Lineage: Eukaryota; Viridiplantae; Chlorophyta; Trebouxiophyceae; Coccomyxaceae. Bases 1 to 195 code for a protein of 64 amino acids. Gene Ontology annotation, biological process: proteolysis.
AUGGUGGUUCAGGCGAUCACCACAGUCAUCCCAGGCACAUCGCCUGAGCACGCCCUCAACUGCUAUCACACUGCCAAAAAGCUCGGGCAGGCCAUCAUCACUUCCUGCAUCAAAGAGCAUGCGGAGUUUUACUCAGAGCAGCUGUCGCGGCAGGGCAUCAGCAACAUGAUUGAGCCUGACACCACCACCUUGUAA